Molecule: messenger RNA, 1254 nt
Organism: Mesorhabditis belari
Lineage: Eukaryota; Metazoa; Nematoda; Chromadorea; Rhabditida; Rhabditidae
Source: the annotation of a GenBank genome assembly
AUGAGCAAUCGAUAUUUGGAAAGAUUACAAAGAGUCGAGGGAGUGCUGCUGAUUGAAAAGCUCAAGAUCGAUAUGAAAGAGUUGAAAAGCGCUUGCAGUUAUGGAAUCCCCGAUCUUCUUCGACCAAUUGGCUGGCGUCUUUUAUUAAACUAUCUCCCAGCUGAGCGACAAUUAUGGAAACAAUUCCUUAAAGAACAUCGAGCAAACUAUGAUACUUUAGUUGAACAAUUAAUCCUACUCAAAGCUGAAUCAGAAGAAGAUCAUCCGCUAAACGAAUCAACAUCAUCCGAAUGGAAAGGAUUUUUUGAAGACAAUGUGACUCUCGCUCAAAUCGAUAAAGAUGUGAGACGAUUGUGCCCGGAGAUUCAAUUCUUUCAACAAAGAACUCUAUUUCCACAUAAAUCGGGAAGCCGGGUUAAUCUAUCGAUUCGAGUCACUGGCGCUGAGCUUGAAGCACAAGACUUUCGAGUGGAUAAAUUUGGAGUGGCAAAUCUAAAGAAUUCGGCACGUCGACGAGCAAGCAAUGACGUUUGUUCUCCCGUUGAUCACAUUCAAGGAGAAAGACAUUGGCAGGUGGUUGAGCGAAUUCUCUUCAUUUACAGCAAGUUGAAUCCUGGAGUUAAAUAUGUACAGGGAAUGAACGAAGUGAUCGGCCCUUUGUACUACGUAUUUGCUUCGGAUUCUGAUAAGGAAUGGGCCGAGUUCGCUGAAGCCGAUACCUUCUAUUGCUUUCAACAGUUGAUGACUGAGAUCAAGGAUAAUUUCAUCCGAACGCUCGAUGAUUCACAGUGUGGAAUAGAAUCAAUGAUGCGCUCUUUCCACGAAUUAUUCAAUUCUUUCGAUGCUCAACUCCACCAACACAUGGUCAUCGAUCUCCAAAUUCUCCCUCAAUUCUACGCCUUUCGUUGGCUUUCCCUUUUACUUUCCCAAGAAUUCGCUCUCCCCGAUGUAAUCACUUUAUGGGAUUCUCUAUUUGCUGAUACGCUUAGAUUUUCUUUGCUACCUUAUGUUUGUUUGGCGAUGAUCGAGUCACAACGGGAUUAUCUAUUGAGUGCAAGCUUUGCCGAGUCACUUCGAUUGCUGCAGAAUUUCCCUGAGGGAAUCGAUGUGGGCACUUUGGUUUGUUUGGCUCAUGAUAUUCGUGAGGGACGAGUGUGCAGCAUUGAGGCGCCACAAAACGAGAAAAAGACAAUGACCAGUCGUGCAGUGAACUUUAAAGAAAAACUAAAGGAAUUCGCGAACAAUCUCAAGAAA